AGUACCACAGCAGAAGUUCUGCAACACCAUGUGCCUCCUGGCCUCGUUCCUUUCUCUUCAGUAGAGGGCAGAGCCACAGACGGGUCUCUACUAUGGGGGAGCGGACAAUUCUGGAGCCUCAGGAUACCCCUUCUCACCAUGGGCUCUUCUACCCUUUGGCCAAAGCUCAGCAACAUGGGCAACUCUACUGCCAUGAGGGCCAGGAUGCCAUUGGGCAGCUGGAGGGCAUAGCGGAAACCAGCGGCUCUCAUAAUAAUCCGAGCGUCUUUGGGGGCCGUGGUGACGGCGGGUGCACGUCUGAGGACCACGCAACGUUCAGCAGCUGGAUUAGUCCUUCCCUGGUCCACAUGCACAUGGACUUCAGCACCGGGGGCCUAGGCGAUGGGUUGGGAAGAGGGAAGCGUCAGAGCUCCUCGGAGCUGCUGCCCAGCUGGCGGCCCGCAUACUGCCACCACGGGGGGUGUAACGUGGAAGGAGUCAUCUGUGAGCAGAAGCUGGACUCGUUUUCCGAAGCGUUCUCCAGGCGGAACGCGGCCUUGCUUCAGAACGGGGGUCGAGGGGUGAUUUUUACAUCUGGAUCGGGAGUGGGAGCAGGCAGGGCGAGCGGCGGUCUCAGUGUGACCAGGGUGGUCACAGACCCUGCUGCCCCUCCAACCCCUCCGACAACACACUCCUCACCACUCCUCCUCUGCCCGCCGCCGACCCCCCUCUCCCUGGCCUCUCUCGCGCCUUCGAGAAACACUCCUCAGUUCCCGGCAGCACAGGUGACGCAGUCGCUGCAGCUGGAUGCCGACUUCAACUCCGAGCAGUCCUACUACACCUCACACACCCAGACGCACACACAUCCACCCCAUUCUCCAGCCACCGCGCUCACGGGAAAGUGCCCUCCUCUGCAGUGGGGGCAGCAUACAGGAGACCCAGGUGCAGCAGCAGAACCUUCUCAACCUCAGCCCCAAGACAAGGACUCAAACCCCUCCAUCGUUUACCCCGGAGAUCCAGAAUUCGCCUUGAGACAGCCGGCCUCCACCCACCAGAACGAGUACAGCAUUCCAGAUCAUUGCCUUCAGACACCCAUCAACUCUCCCCAAGGCCAGUACCCAUCAUCCUGUGCCUCCUUCCUGCCAGACCCUAACACCCCAGCCACCACUGAUCAGAUGGCACCCUGGCACCUGGAGGCAGCAGAUAGAGACUGUGUCCUGCCCUGCACCCCUCUGCCCCCCCCGAGCUGCCCCCAGGGUGAAGGAGCCAGGGCUGGAGCUGAGGAAAAGCUCUGUUUGGGGUCUCCAUCCACAGGGAGCUGGCCGCAGAGCCCUCUGAACAUGCAGAGCACACCACUGGCCAUCUACACCGGACUCCCCUUCCCCAGCAUCCUCCAAGCUGGAAGAACCCUGGAGAUGGACUGGUCUGGAGCACCUCCCCACUACACCCCCCGCCCCAUGUUGAACCCUCAACGCAGGGGCUCUGGUCUGUACUGCAGCCUGCUGCCUACUGUGCACCUCCAUUCCCAGCAUGGCAACCAGGGGAGCCUGUGGCCUGAAGAGGGGGAAGACUGUUUGCCUCUCCCGGAGGUGAACGUCGGUCCAGCAUUCCAGACAGAGCUGCCCGAGGUACGGGGGAGCAUGGAUGCUGACAUGUGGCUGGAAGAACCCCCCAGGGAGGAGCUGUUGUGGAAACCGUGGGAGGAGCUGGAAGAGAAUGACAAAACGCUGGAACAAGUGGAGAUCUUUCUGGACCUGUGCAGUUCCAGUGCAGUUCCAGGAGGGGGAACCAACAUUGAGCUUGCCCUACACUGCCUUUCCCGUUGCCAGGGUAACAUACUGGCUGCUGUGGAGAUGUUGCUCUUGUCUACACCUUCAUUCUCAGGAGACUACCAUUACUGUGGUAGCGAUGUCUGGAUGCUGAGUGAGCGAAGACUAUUUAAUAAAGCAUUUGCCAUCUACAGUAAAGACUUCUCCCUCAUACACAAUAUGGUGAAGACAAAGCGUGUGUCCCAAUGUGUGGAGUUCUAUUACCUCUCAAAGAAGAUUCCAGAACAGCAAAGGAAGCAAAGGGAGAGGGAGAAGCUGUCAGAGGGGGAGCUCAGCGGUGCGAUGGAAAGUGCUGUGUUUCCAACCUCAGAGCUCAUGGUGAGACCUCGGGUGAUGGACGGGUUGAUGCCAAGCAAUUCUCUGGCUACCAGCUUCCCAUGCAAGCAGUGUGGAAAGAUGUUUUAUAAAAUCAAGAGCCGCAAUGCCCACAUGAAGAUCCACAGGCAGCAGCAGGACGACUGGAGAGAGCGUGACAAGCACCCUACGUUAGCGCAGAACCUUAACCAGGCCCGGCUGACCUUUCUGCAAAACUCCAACAGCCAUGUGGGUGCCUUGAGCAACCCCAGCCUCAGCUCCACUCCUGUGCCUAUGUACGCUCCUCCUCCAACCUGGGACCCGUUUGACAUUCCCUCCGACCCCAGCACUUUCUACUACGAUGCAGAGAGUAAAGUGGUGCUGAGCAUGGCGGGAGGACCCAAAGGCCAAAUUCGCUGGCAGUGAUAUCCAGUGUUUUUCUCCAAAGUUUUUCUUUGCCAGUUUUUUUACAAGCAUGCAUAUGUAAUCAUUCUGAGUGCUGACCACAUCAGCUCUCAUUUGAAGUUGCACUGACAGUAUCACGUAUGCAGCUACGCAGCAAACUCGUGGACAUGUAGCGGCUCUGCUUUGCACUACCUACUGGUCUAGACAGUAGUAGCGUCGUUAAGUACUCUUUGUCGGAGUAGCUGACUCUUUUUUUAAAACAGUAUUUCAGUUUUGAAAUUUUCCUUUGGGCAUUUACAUUUGUGAACAUUUUCAGAACCUGUAAAAUAUUUGUUUCUGUGAACCAUUGGGCACUGGUGAUAAUAAGUUACGGUCGGAGGUACAGCUUCUAAGAAAAUUCUCAGUUGUAGUACCGGACUGCUUGUCCAAGUUAAAGAUCACUUGUUUAUUACAGCUGUUAUUGCUUUACAUCAGAUGUGGCCAAGCCUGAUCCUGGGGCACCACAGUCCAAGGGUUUUUUCAGAGAAACUAUUUUAAAUGGCUCCUAAAUUAUACCUGAAAUAGGAGGUGAAACAGCUGAGCUAAAGCAAAAACCAGCAUAUGACCUGUCCGUGAAGAAUGGCACUUAUUUAAGGUCUUUGAGAAGAAAGAUCUUUGUUUGCCUCGAUUAGGCUAAAAACGUGUCUCACGUCUCACAAAAUUAACAAAUGAGAAAAUUUGUGUUUUAUUAGCUAGUUUCUUUAGCUUGAUCAAGCACAGAUUCAUUCAGCACAACGGACAACUUCUCCAGCGGCCCAUAAUGAACUUGUUCGGUUUAAUGCGAUUUGAACCAGAGUGACCCGGACAACUUAAUUCAAUGCAGAACACAGAGGUCCGCCAGGAUCAGGACUCACAACUGCUGCUGUGUCUUUAGUAAAAAAAGAAACAAAUAAGUAGUUUGUACCUUCAAACAUUAAGGUCAAUUUAUGAGGACAAGAAGCGUUGGAGUGUCUGCAUUAAUGUCAGGGUUUUUUUUUUUUUUUUUUUUACUUUAGGUCAAGUAUGUACGACUGGUGAACAAACGUGUAUGUGGGUGUCAGUAAAUCUCCACCUCUCACAUACUUCCAGGUAUUUUUUUUCAUGUCGUUAUAUGCUGGCCAGGGUGAAAAAGCGUUUUCAUUUUUUUAACUCUUAAAUUUUUGAUGCAUUGUGUGUACCGCUGCAAGGCUACAGUACAACCUACAAGUCUGCAAUAUUAAGGUGGCAUCUAUCACCUUUAGAUUUAUAU
Scleropages formosus (Asian bonytongue) is the source of this 3774-nucleotide messenger RNA. Its product is annotated as transcriptional-regulating factor 1. The transcript is spliced from 13 exons. The record is from RefSeq and is a predicted model, not a curated record. The coding region runs from base 93 to 2528 and encodes 811 amino acids. Gene Ontology annotation, cellular component: transcription regulator complex; histone deacetylase complex. NCBI's taxonomy places the organism in Eukaryota, Metazoa, Chordata, Actinopteri, Osteoglossiformes, Osteoglossidae. Gene Ontology annotation, biological process: negative regulation of DNA-templated transcription; regulation of transcription by RNA polymerase II. Gene Ontology annotation, molecular function: transcription corepressor activity.